Molecule: messenger RNA, 2347 nt
Organism: Ornithorhynchus anatinus (platypus)
Lineage: Eukaryota; Metazoa; Chordata; Mammalia; Monotremata; Ornithorhynchidae
Gene: DPP3
Product: dipeptidyl peptidase 3
Exons: 18
Coding region: 79-2301 (740 amino acids)
Biological process (GO): proteolysis
Cellular component (GO): cytoplasm
Molecular function (GO): metalloexopeptidase activity; dipeptidyl-peptidase activity
Source: RefSeq, a predicted model, not a curated record
CCACCCGCACACACACUGACACCCCCACACACACACUGACACACACUGACGGCCCGCAGGACAGGAGCUGCAGCGGACAUGGCCCGGGCGGACGCCCAGUACGUCCUCCCCAAUGACAUCGGGGUGGCCGGCCUGGAUUGCCGGGAGGCGUUCGCGCUGCUGUCCCCCGCGGAGCGGCUCUACGCCCACCACCUGUCGCGGGCGGCCUGGUACGGGGGCCUGGUGGUGCUGCUGCAGACCUCGCCCGAGGCCCCCCACAUCUACGCCCUCCUCGGCCGCCUCUUCGAGGCCCGGGACCCCGAGCGGCUCCGACGGUCGGCCCUGCGGGAGGGGCUCACCGAGGAUGAGUUUCAGGCCUUCCUGGUCUAUGCCGCUGGCAUCUACUCCAACAUGGGCAACUACAAGUCCUUCGGCGACACCAAGUUCGUUCCCAACUUGCCCAAGGAGAAGCUGGAGCGGCUGGUGCUGGGGAGUCAGGCGGCCCAAGAGCACCCUGAAGAAAUCGGGGAGCUUUGGCGCACCUGCAGGGACCCCAUGUUUUCCCUGGAACCCCGGCAGCGCCAUCUGGGGCUGGGGGACGAGGGCAUCACCACCUAUUUCUCCGGAAACUGCACCCUGGAGGAUGCCAAGCUGGCCCAGAGCUUCCUGGACGCCCAGAAUCUCAGCGCCUACAACACUCGGCUCUUCAAGGAGCUGGAUGAGCAAGGGAAGCCCCGCUACGAGGUGCGGCUGGCCUCGGUGCUCGGCGGGGAUUCCGCUCCGGACUCCGACGUGACCCCGAAGCUGAAGAGCUCCGAGUUCAAGGGGAGCCACUUCCGGGUGACCCGAGGGGACUACGCUCCCAUCCUGAAGAAGGUGGUGGAGCACCUGGAGAAGGCCAAGGCCUACGCAGCCAACGGCCACCAGGAGCGGAUGCUGACCCAGUACAUAGCGAGCUUUACCCACGGUUCCAUCGAAGCGCACAAGGAGGGGUCAAGACACUGGAUCCGGGACAAGGGGCCCAUCGUGGAGAGUUACAUCGGCUUCAUCGAGAGCUACCGUGACCCGUUUGGCUCCCGGGGAGAGUUCGAAGGUUUCGUGGCGGUGGUGAACAGAUCCAUGAGCGCCAAGUUUGGGCAGCUGGUGGAGAGCGCGGAACAGCUGCUGAGGGAGCUGCCCUGGCCCCCUGCUUUCGAGAAGGACAAGUUCCUCACCCCCGACUUCACCUCCCUGGACGUCCUCGCCUUCGCCGGCUCCGGCAUCCCCGCCGGCAUCAACAUCCCCAACUAUGACGACAUCCGGCAGACCGACGGCUUCAAGAACGUCUCCCUGGGGAACGUGCUGGCCGUGGCCUAUGCCACCAACCGGGAGAAGCUCACCUUCCUGGAAGAGGAGGACAAGGACCUCUACAUCCGCUGGAAGGGGCCGUCUUUCGAGGUGCAGGUGGGCCUGCACGAGCUGCUCGGUCACGGCAGCGGGAAGCUCUUCGUGCAGGACGAGACGGGAGCGUUCAACUUUGACCGGGAGACGGUGAUCAACCCUGAAACCGGAGAACGGAUCGCCAGCUGGUACCGGAGCGGCGAGACCUGGGACAGCAAGUUCAGCACCAUCGCGUCCAGCUACGAGGAGUGUCGGGCCGAGAGCGUGGGCCUCUACCUGGGCCUCAACCCCCAAGUGCUCCAGAUCUUCGGGCUGGGGGGCCCCGAGGCCGAAGACGUGAUCUACGUGAAUUGGCUCAACAUGGUGCGGGCGGGGCUGCUCGGCCUUGAGUUCUACACCCCUGAGACGUCCAGCUGGAGACAGGCUCACAUGCAGGCUCGAUUUGUGAUCCUGAGGGUCCUGCUGGAAGCCGGAGAGGGCCUCGUCAGCGUCGUCCCCACCGCCGGCUCCGACGGGCGCCCGGAUGCCAGGGUCCGCCUGGAUCGCAGCAAGAUCCGCUCGGUGGGCAGGCCUGCCCUGGAACGCUUCCUUCGCCGACUCCAGGUGCUGAAGUCGACGGGCGACGUGGCCGGGGGACGAGAGCUGUACGAGGGCUACUCGGCCGUCACCGACGAGCCCCCCGAGCGCUUCCUCACCCUCAGGGACACCGUCCUGCUGCGCAAGGAGGCCCGCAAGCUCAUCGUGCAGCCCAGCACCCGCCACGACGGUUCAGAAGUCCAGCUGCUGGAGUACGAGCCCACCGCUGCCGGCCUCAUCCGCUCCUUCUCCGAGCGCUUCCCCGAAGACAGGCGGGAGUUAGAGGAGAUGCUCACGAGCCUGGCCCGAGCCGAUGCCCACUUUUGGAAGUGCGGCGCGGAGACCGUGCCCGCCGAUAAAGCCUGAGGACAGCUGCGUGGCCCCUUCCCCAUUAAAGCAGUGCUGGCUGCCA